Molecule: messenger RNA, 3521 nt
Organism: Cuscuta epithymum
Lineage: Eukaryota; Viridiplantae; Streptophyta; Magnoliopsida; Solanales; Convolvulaceae
Source: the annotation of a GenBank genome assembly
CUAAGCCCUAGAGGCCGUACAUGAUUUCCAGGAGUAUACUAAUAAACUCUUUCUUUAUCGCUCUCGCUUUGGCUUUGGCUUUCGUCUCCACGCCCGACGGCUGCCCUCUAUUCAGGUUCUUCCACUUCUAGAGCCAUAUAUUUAUUUUUUGCUGCUUCAACUCAAGUUUUUAUCAAAUCUUUUCCAAUAAAAUAUAAGUAUGAUCUGUAUGAACUAUAAAGCUCAUGACGCUGCAAUUUUUUUCACAUUUCUGAUAAGCAAUUGUUUUGUUCUAUUUUUUUUUUCUUCCAAUUUUGCGAUCUUAGCUAUUUUGUUUUUGACAGACUUAUUAGGCUGUAUAUAUCAGAUUCUUUAGUAAAUCUGUUUUAUUUCUUUCAAUUUCCCAUUGAAAACAGUAGGAACUAAAUAAAUCACAAUGUCUAUUUCUAAUUUGCAAUAUAGGCUAUUACAGAGAGAUUUUAUUUUGAUUUAUUACUAGGUCUGAAAAUUUCAACUUUUUUUCUUUCAUGAAAUUGGUAAUCAACAUUCUAUUAGUUGUUGCUCACUUGCUCUAUAGAUAGGUUUUGGAUAUUUUGCUAUUCUGUUUAAUUCAAUCUUUCUGUAUGAUGCUUGAGCUGAGUAGUUAAGUUGCACUUGAUGGAAACUCGGUCCAGGGCCGAGUAGGCGAGUAGCCAUUAGCUACUCUGGAUUACUCGGCCAUGUUUUAAUAAAAGUAUAAUAUUAGUGUCAUAAAAGACUGGUAAUAUGUGAGCCUUAGAAGCAUUAUACACCCAACACACACAUACAGAAACUAUUAAAAAUCCAUUACAAUUGAGGUCUCAAAAAUCAAAGAAGCAUAAAAGCAAAAAGAAUAUGAGCAAGUAUCAAUAAUAAAAGGGACAUGAUGAAGAAGAACUCACUAAGAGAGUGAUGCCAACAAUCUGUUAAACAAUCUUGGUUCUUCCAUUUUUUCAUCACAUAGACACAUAGUAUCCCACUUUGGUCACAGAGUUGCCGAAUUCGUCUAGUACUCCAUGAUUAACUCAGAAUAUUGGAAUGAAUUAAGUCGUUAACCUACUGGACAAGGUGUUACCAUGAGUAGCAAGUACUAGCUGAAUAGAUAACUUAAUGUUUGAGUUGCUCAACUUUUGUGAUGUUCUGAUACAGGGAUAAAAGAUGGUGCAGUAUAAUUUCAAAAAGAUUACCAUUGUCCCCAAUGGGAAAGACUUUGUUGACAUCAUCCUCUCCCGUACACAAAGGCAGACUCCAACUGUUGUUCACAAGGGCUAUGCAAUAUCUCGUAUCCGCCAGUUUUACAUGCGCAAAGUGAAAUAUACACAGUCAAACUUCCAUGACAAACUCUCCACUAUUAUUGAGGAGUUCCCCAGGCUUGAUGAUAUCCAUCCUUUCUACGGUGACCUCCUCCAUGUCCUUUAUAACAAAGACCAUUACAAGCUUGCACUUGGCCAAAUAAACACAGCAAGGAACUUAAUUUCCAAGAUUGCAAAGGAUUACGUCAAAAUGUUGAAGUAUGGUGAUUCACUAUAUCGAUGCAAAUCUUUGAAGAUUGCUGCCCUGGGACGAAUGUGUACCGUGAUAAAGCGAAUCACACCCAGUCUGGCAUAUCUUGAGCAAAUUAGACAGCACAUGGCUAGGUUGCCUUCGAUCGAUCCAAACACUAGGACACUCUUGAUUUGUGGGUACCCUAAUGUCGGUAAGAGCUCUUUCAUAAACAAAAUUACAAGAGCAGAUGUUGACGUGCAACCUUAUGCGUUCACCACAAAGUCCUUGUUUGUGGGUCACACUGACUACAAAUACCUUAGGUAUCAAGUCAUCGACACUCCGGGAAUAUUGGACAGACCAUUUGAGGACCGUAAUAUCAUAGAGAUGUGCAGUAUUACAGCCUUAGCCCAUCUUAGAGCUGCGGUUUUAUUUUUCCUAGAUAUAUCAGGAUCUUGUGGUUAUAGUAUUGAACAGCAAUCUGCUUUGUUCCACAGUAUAAAGUCUCUCUUUAUGAACAAGCCCUUGGUCAUAGUUUGCAACAAAACUGAUUUGCAGCCUUUGGAUGGGAUAUCAGAGGAAGACAAGAAGUUAGUCAUGCAGAUGAAAGAAGAAGCUAUGAAGACUGUCAUUGGACAAGGUGGGGAGGCCACAGACGACCAAGGUGUGCUUUUGACUAUGAGUGCUUUAACUGAAGAAGGUGUGAUUUCCGUGAAGAAUGCUGCUUGUGAGAGGCUGUUGAACCAAAGGGUUGAAGUCAAGAUGAAGUCUAAGAAGCUAAAUGACUGCUUAAACCGUUUUCACGUCGCCAUGCCGAAACCACGUGACCAGAAGGAAAGGCCUGUGUGCAUACCUCAGGCAGUGCUGGAAGCGAGAGCAAAAAAAGCAGUAGAAGUUGCAGAGAAAGAGAAGAAGAAGCUUGAGAGGGAUCUUGAGAAUGAGAAUGGAGGUGCUGGUGUCUACUCUGCCAAAUUGAGUAAGCACUAUAUCUUGGCGGAUGAUUCUUGGAAAGAUGAUGUCAUGCCAGAGAUUCUCGACGGGCACAAUGUGUUUGACUUCAUCGAUCCUGACAUCUUGCAACGGCUUGAGGAGUUGGAGAAAGAAGAAGGGCUUCGGCAAGAACAAGGAGAUGAAGGUGACCUGGAGAUGGAAGGUGGGCCUGAGCUGACCCCUGAAGAAAAAGCCGCCUUGGCUGAGAUCAGGAAAAAGAAGAGUGCGCUGAUCCAGCAGCACCGUAUUAAGAAAAGUACUGCCGAAAGCCGACCAAUCGUUCCAAGGAAGUUCGAUAAGGACAAAAAAUAUACAUCAGAGAGGAUGGGCAGGCAGUUGUCCGGGCUGGGACUGGAUCCAACCCUUGCGGUCAACCGGGCACGCAGCAAGUCAAGGGGACGUAAGAGGGAACGAUCCGUAUCUGGCAUGGGCGACUCGAUGGAUGUUGAUGGUGAUGAGGAGACUCCUAACAAGAAGUUGAAGUUGAUGCUGUCUAGGUCCAGGUCAAGGUCAAGGUCAAAGUCAAGGCUUCCAAAUGAAUUGGUGCCUGGUGAAGGAUUCAAAGACUCUGCACAAAAGUCCAAGGCUUUUGAUUUGGCUAAGAGCUCUUUCAAGGUGAGGAACAAGGCAGCUUGCAAGGGUGAAGGUGAUAGAACUAUUCCUAAUCUGAAACCGAAACACUUGUUUUCUGGCAAGCGUUCUAAUGGAAAAACACAAAGGCGUUGAGGUAUACAAGGUUCUGAUGAAGUUGUGCAAAUUUUUGGAGUGUUGUGUAUCUCAGCUUGUUGUUCUGGGGAGUCGGAUUGGAUCCACCAAAUACUCCUCUCUUUUUGGUCUUGCAAGUUAUUUACUGUUGCUUCUUAUGUUUAUGUUUUUUGCCGCUCCAUAUAAUGUUUAUUUUGUUAUGUUCUCAAGGGAUUAAGUUUUUACCUAUUUCUAUUUUGACUGGUGCCGUUUAUUGAAUGAAUGACACAGAUGUGAUAUUUAGAGUUUAAUUUAAUACACAAAUAUGAUACCUAUCCAACAACAGUACAACACAGUGACUAUAAAAC